GUUUCCGGUUUAAAUGUCGUUGUUUUGAGUAGCUUGAUGCCGCUGUUGUGGGCUGGUGGGCGGUGGACGGUUGGAGCGCAGUGCACCACCAGCAACAGAGAAAAGACUCUGCUGCCGCCUACUGGUGCUCCAUCCCCGGCCAUGAAAUGGAUGUAAGGGGCCUCACUGCUGCUGCUUUCCCAGAGGGAGCGUUCGUGUCUGUGUCCAGGGACCGAACCGGAAGAGUCUGGGUACCAAACUCAAGCCCAGACAGAGGCUUCACAGAAAUGCACUGCAUGUCUGGCCACUCCAAUUUUGUAUCGUGUGUCUGCAUCAUUGCACCCAGUGAAACAUAUCCCCGGGGGCUCAUUGCAACAGGUGGAAAUGAUAACAACAUUUGUGUGUUCACCAUGGACCGACCACAGCCUCUGAUCACUCUGAAGGGUCACAAAAAUACAGUUUGCACUCUGUCAUCUGGGAAGUUUGGGACACUUUUGAGCGGCUCCUGGGACACUACUGCCAAAGUUUGGCUCAAUGAGAAGUGUAUGAUGACCCUGCAGGGCCACUCUGCAGCAGUAUGGGCAGUGGUUAUAUUACCUGAACAAGGUCUUAUGCUGUCUGGGUCAGCAGAUAAAACUAUAAAGCUCUGGAAAGCUGGCCGGUGCGAGAGGACAUUUACAGGUCAUGAGGACUGUGUACGGGGGCUGGCAGUGAUCAGCAGCACUGAGUUCUUCUCUUGCAGCAAUGACACCAGUAUCAGAAGGUGGCAGGUGACAGGCGAAUGUUCACAGGUCUAUUACAGUCACACCAACUACAUCUACAGCUUGGCUGUCUUCCCCAAUGGCCAAGAUUUUGUCAGCACUGGAGAAGACAGAACAUUGAGGAUAUGGAGGAAGGGAGAAUGCGCUCAGACCAUCCGCUUGCCUGCCCAGUCUGUCUGGUGCUGCUGCAUUCUACCUAAUGGAGAUAUAGCUGUUGGAGCCAGUGAUGGUAUUAUUCGUGUGUUUACGGAAAAUGAGGACCGCAUGGCCAGCGCGGAGGACUUGCAGGCUUUUGAGGACGAGCUUUCCAAAGCAACCAUUGAUCCCAAGACAGGUGACCUUGGAGACAUCAAAAUGGAGGAUCUUCCUGGAAGGGAACACCUUAAUGAGCCUGGUAAUCGUGAUGGGCAGACGCGGCUGAUUAAAGAUGACCAGAAGGUGGAGGCAUAUCAGUGGAGUGUCAGUGAUGGUCGCUGGGUAAAAAUUGGGGAUGUGGUUGGAGGCUCAAACCAACAGACCUCCAAAAGUGUGAUGUAUGAGGGAAAGGAAUACGACUACGUCUUCACCAUUGACGUGAAUGAGGGAGGGCCGUCUAUGAAGCUGCCUUACAAUGUGUCAGAAGACCCCUGGCUGACGGCUCAUAACUUCUUACAGAAGAAUGACCUCAGCCCCAUGUUCCUUGACCAGGUUGCCAAUUUUAUCAUAGAGAACACCAAAGGUCAUGUUGUGGGACCAGCCCAGUCUUCUGGUGUUGACCCCUUUACUGGAGGAGCACGUUAUAUCCCUGGCGCCUCUGAUAAUGGGCCAGGCUCUGGAGCUGAUCCGUUCACAGGCUCUGGUCGCUACAUCCCAGGUUCUGGUCCAAAUAUAACUACUCCAGCAGGUGUGGCAGACCCCUUCACAGGUGGAGGGGCCUACUCUUCAGCAGCGCUCAGAGAGAUGACAACCAAUAUUUACUUUCCCAAAACCGAUGGUGUGACAUUUGAGCAAGCCAAUGCCUCACAGAUCUUUGCCAAGUUGAAGGAGCUGAAUGGUGGUGCACCACAGGAGCAAAGGCUGUCUGAGGAGGUUCUGGAAAGCCUUGAGAGGCUGCUGGGUUCCGUCUGUGGACCAGACACCGAUGGGCCACCGCCCACCAUCCCGGAAAUCAACCUGCUCUGGAAGGCUGCUCACUGGCCAGAAGAUAUUGUGUUUCCUGUCCUGGACAUAUUGAGGCUGGCAGUGCGACACCCACACGUUAACCAGACUCUCUGUGGAGAAGCAGAAGGCAUUCAGCUGUGCAAUCACCUGUUGAACCUGAUGAGGCCUGAGGGCCGUCCUGCCAACCAGAUGCUGGCACUGCGGACUCUAUGUAACUGCUUCAGUGGCAGGCACGGCAGAGCUCUCCUAAUGGCCCAGCGUGAAAUGGUGCUAUCUCGUGCCGCGGACCUAACUGCUGUCUGCAAUAAGAACAUCCACAUCGCCCUGGCCACUCUGGUGCUUAACUAUGCUGGAUGCCUGCACAGCCAGCCUGACCUGGAAGGCAAGGCCCAGUGCCUCUCUGUGGCCAGCAGAGCUCUGGAGACAGUACAAGACAAGGAGGCUGUGUUCAGGCUGCUGGUGGCUUUGGGAACUACCGUGGCCUCAGACCAGACAGCCCAGGACCUGGCCCGCUCCCUGGGAGUCAGCUCUCAGAUUUCCAGGUACUCAUCGAUGUCCGAUCCAUCGAAGGUGGGCGAGUGUUGCCAGCUGGUUUUAAAAGAACUACAAUGAUGUGGAAAACUAGAAAACGAGCACUUGUUUCAUACUAUUGCUCUGUUCUGCUCAUUGUGAUGGAAUCUUUACUUGUAUGUUCUGAAAUAAAAAAAAUAAAAAUUA
Betta splendens (Siamese fighting fish) is the source of this 2597-nucleotide messenger RNA. RefSeq names its product phospholipase A2-activating protein (gene plaa). The transcript has 15 exons. Gene Ontology annotation, molecular function: ubiquitin binding. NCBI's taxonomy places the organism in Eukaryota, Metazoa, Chordata, Actinopteri, Anabantiformes, Osphronemidae. The record is from RefSeq and is a predicted model, not a curated record. Gene Ontology annotation, biological process: proteasome-mediated ubiquitin-dependent protein catabolic process; ubiquitin recycling. Gene Ontology annotation, cellular component: nucleus; cytoplasm. The coding region runs from base 147 to 2492 and encodes 781 amino acids.